AUGGGGAGACUCAGCAGACAAAAGGGGGCGGGCGGGGCCUCCCGGGGCACGGAGCUGCGCUCGGCGUUACAACUCGCACAAUCUCGGCUUUACGACUUGCACCCGUUCGGGUCGCAGAGAGUAGUGCCCUGCAAGCAGGAGCCGGCGCAGUUCUGCCGCGGCCGCGACGUGCUGUUCGUGGCCAGCGCGGCGGCCAGCUGCGGGGUGGAGGUGUUCGCCGUACGCCGCGAGGGCCGCUGCGAGCCCUUGGGCUCCUUCGCCACCCUGGGCCCCGUGCUGCGCAUGGCGCACAGCCGUGCAGGUAUAAAAGAUGAAGACCUUGCAGCUCAUAGUUUGCAGCUUGAAUUAGACGAGUUUGUCAUAUGUCAGAAGCCAGUGGAACUGCUUGGGGAAGAAAGUAAGCUUUGUAAGAUACCCAUCACACUUGAGUCCACAGAGUUGUCUACAGAAGGCAAAAAGCACUUUCAAGUGCAGUAUCUCCUUUUCAGGCGUUUUACACCAGACCAGUCCCCUUUUGGCUUUUGUGAAGAGACGAAGCUGCACUCUGUUCAGUUCCUCCCUGUUUACCAGACAGGUAAGCGCACAUGUGGGGCAAAUGAGGAAACUGAGAAGAGAGAACUACUGAGUCUCUUCUGCUUUUUUUCUUUGCCUCAUGUUGGAUAUCUCUACUCUGUUGGGAAGUUAGUAGAACUGAUUUCUACUUACCAGUACUCGGAGAGGUCAGAGCAGGCAGUUCUUACUCCACAGUUCCUGCAUGUCAUUACAAGCCUCCAGUGUUACACAGUGCGGUGCAGUGCAGCAGCAGCUCGCGAUGAAGAUCCAUGCAUUGAUACAACUGUGAAGGCUUGUCCACCAGUCACAUUGGAUGUCUGCACGUUACGAAUGCAGCUUUUUAUAGGGCCAAGAGCUAUCUGUCAUUACAAAAACCAUAUAAUUCUUCUGACUAAGGCUGAUACUGAAGAUAUUACUGAAAGACGAAAGCCUUCAAGAAGGAUGCUUUCCAGAAAGGCUGAUAACAACAGAUCCAGAACCAUUUCUGAGUUGGAGCCUGGCUGGAAUUUGUAUAUUAUAAACACUGUUUCAACCAUCCAACUUUACAGAGAAAUGGUAGAUUAUAGUAGAACUUAUGAAAAUGUAAGAACUGAGACUUGCAUCCAUCUCCUAAGUGAGGCUCACUUACUAGUCAGAGCACCAAUAAUGGACCCUAGUUUCUUUAAAUCAGAUGACAAAGAAGAACUUCUGAGAGCAUUCAGAGAAAGUUGUGCCUUCUUAGGAGACUGCUACAGCAGGUUUGACACAAAGGAUUACCACCUGGCUUUGCCAUACUACCGAAUGUCAGGUUUGUCUGUGGCUGAAGUUUUGGAGCGGCUAGCUUCAGAAAGUGAUGAAAUACAGACCUAUGAAAGAGGGUUAAUAUUUUAUUUAACUCACUCUCUUAAUGAAGAGUUAAAUGAAGAAUUAAGCAAGGAAUUGGCAGAUAAAGUUCUCCGAAUAUUCUAUCUUGCUGACCCUAUGCAGCUGCCUCAUAUCAUCUGCAGUCCCUGCAUGAAGAAUGUAUGUCCUCUUACAGCUGUGAAGUAUCUUUGUAAAGUGGAAGACAUUAUGCCAUCAGUGGUCCUUAUGCUUACUAAGGCUUUCAUGGCUCUGAAAAUGGGAGACCUUACGAUGUACGAACGUGAGAUGAACUCCCACAAAGAGGUAAGGUAUACCAAGAGCAUGAAUUAUCCACUUUUUGUAAAUCCCAGGUCGAUGGGUUGUCUUGUGGUUGUAUUUUACAGUAAAAUAACCUUUCAGUUGCUUCUCUUUCUCCUCAUUUUCUGUGUAGGUUCCACUUGGUGUUCUGAAGUCACUGACCCAACACGCAGUUUGGACCUGGACCUCUUAUUGAGGGUUACUUAUCAGUAUGUUUGGAGGAUAUCAAAGAAGCAACUCCCUGAGACUAAACCACUGAAAACAACAGAGGAUCUGAUAAACUCCUGUGAUCAUUUUGGGUCCAUUUUCCCAUGGGUUACUUUCAUAAUGUCAAUGGAAUCUCCACUUGAUAAAGAUUGUCCUGAAGAUAUUUCAAAGCUACAGUCCAUUUUAUGUGGUCAGUCAAUAGAUACAACUGCAGCUCUGCCUAUCCUGGAGCCUCUGGCAGAGGCUGGCAAUGUUGGCCUCACCGUUCGUGUUCUCUGCAGUACCCGUCUGGGCAAGCACGAGGAGUCCAUUGACCAGCUCCUCAGACAGUGUCCUGCUGCUGCUGUGUUGUACGCUCAGCAUGAGCUGAAAGAUGACAGUCGGGCUGUAUUGUGGAACAAGCUGCUCCCAGAACUUUGUGAGAGAACCAGACUUACCAGAAGUGACUGUCCUGUUCUUAUUUCAUCACUAAAAGAAAUCCUAUCAGUAGUUGCAAUGGAACUGGAACUAUGGGAUUUCCUUAGUCUUCUACCAGAAGAUGGAACCGCACCAUUUUUCCUGCCACAUCUUCUUCACUGUAGCCAAAGGAAACAACUGAUGUGGACACAAUGAAAGUAAGCCUAUGCGUUCACAUACCAGGAAUGUGCUGGAAUAAAAAAAGAGCAUGAAGGAGUAGUAUGUAAGAAACAGCUCUGUGCAUCUGCCUGCACAUAAAUCACCUUCUUUUUGAGUUAAAACCUUAUGGCAAUAAUUGAAUGAUGGCUGUUAUUUGUGGGAGAGCAUUGCUUUUGAAGCUAAUAGUAUUAUACUUUAAUAAAGGUUGGCAAACUAGAAAAGUUCCUGAACUGAGUAAGUGUUGGCCAAUUUAAAAAUAAGGUAUUCAGAGGUGAUUCUUAAAGGCCAAAACAUCUGAAAAAAAAAUAAACACAAAAGGAACUGUACAAUGCAACCUGACAAACUCUGUUUGCUGAAAGUCAACUGGGUCUUAAUUGUGUGCUAACUAGUUAGGUCACUGGCCUAGGGAGGAACUGGAGCUUAGCUGCAUCUUUAAUUGUAUAAGUGCCUAACACUUCAAAGUAGAACUGGGCUACUUAAGUUUGAAUUCCUUUGAAUUCCAGCUGGAAAAGCUGGUUAACAGUUCUACCCUCUGACACGUGUUUGAGUAAGUGAUCUAUUGUAAAACACUUUUAUUUAGCAGUUAGUGGGAAAAGGCCAUACAUUAAAGAGAUGGAAAUGUUCCUAAGUAGGGUGGAUGAUACAGACUACUUCUUCCUUUGUGUUUUUUUUUUUUUUCUGCUGUGCUCAGCUGGUACUGAGAUGUAUUUCAAGUAUCACUUGAAGUAUCUUUAAGUAGACACUUCAAGUAUCACUAGGUCACAAAUCUGGAUGAAAACUGUUUCUUCCAGGUCUGCUGGUGAGUCCCUUGUGUCUAUGUACUGAUACUUGUCUUUCUUUUGGACAGAAUACAUCCUGCGUUGUUCCAGCUGGAAUUUAGUCAUAAUAAACUUUGACCUUCUUAGGUAUAGUGUUCUUUGGGACUUUAUAAUCCCAUAAACAGCUGAAGGCCUUAUUAGAGGACAUUGACUCUGUGAAACCAAAUUUCACUGAAGCAGUAAUACCAAGGGUUAAAGUAAAGGUCAGGUAGAAGAGAUCCCCUACAUCUGAAAUAAAUCAUUGAUGAAACAAAAAGUAGUUUAAUUUCCUUGUAGUAUGUUUGCUACAGCCAAAAGUAUUUAUUUAAUUUACUAGUAGGAAGCCCUCUGGCUGUGGUAGAUGCUUUCUGCUUUUCAAAAGAAAAAAAAAAAAGCUAAAGAUACAGAGAACAAACUUUGUUUAUUCUGUAGCAGUAAAGCCUGACUGUUUUGCUUUACCUGACUGUCUGAUCCAUUACUGCAGUUGUCUGAGGUAACGGAUGAAAUAAGGCUAAAGCAAGAGCUGGCUGCUGCUGCAGCAAAAUGAGACCCCUGCAGUGGUAUUUAGAAUACACAGGGGCAGAGCUAUUAGGUACAUUCACUGUAUCUUACCUUCGCAGGGUCAGGCUUGUGUUCACCUAACUUUUGUCUCAAGACGUGUUUUUCUGUUGUGAAAAUAAUUAUUUAAUGAGUUACCCAUUACAUCUUUUAAGUUCACUUUCUUGAACGACAUCACUGGAUAAAACUAUAAUUCAAUAACCGAUAGUUAACAUGAUAACCAAAUUCUAAUUGUCCAU
This is a messenger RNA of Lagopus muta (rock ptarmigan), 4108 nucleotides long. RefSeq names its product Hermansky-Pudlak syndrome 3 protein-like. NCBI's taxonomy places the organism in Eukaryota, Metazoa, Chordata, Aves, Galliformes, Phasianidae. Gene Ontology annotation, biological process: organelle organization. The coding region runs from base 1 to 2511 and encodes 836 amino acids. The transcript has 16 exons. The record is from RefSeq and is a predicted model, not a curated record. Gene Ontology annotation, cellular component: cytoplasm.